Trypanosoma cruzi is the source of this 1617-nucleotide messenger RNA. RefSeq lists its product as uncharacterized. The record is from RefSeq and is a predicted model, not a curated record. Lineage: Eukaryota; Euglenozoa; Kinetoplastea; Trypanosomatida; Trypanosomatidae. The transcript has a single exon. The coding region runs from base 1 to 1617 and encodes 538 amino acids.
AUGGAUAAUGAGGUGACAUGGAGUUCUUUGUUUCUCCCCCUGGAGGAAGAGGUCGUGUUCGCAUCCUUCAUAACAAUUUUGUGCCCCCUUCAGCGGCAGAGGCAGCAGCAGCAGGAAAUGUUCUCGCGUCGGGAGACUUCUUCAGAAGGGGACGAACAAACCCGUUUUGCAUCUGGGUCGAUUCUCUACCAUGCGGCGGACGAAGAUGCUAUGGGGUCGCCCCUUUUUGCUCUCUACGGGGAACGUGCAGAUGCCAUCGUCUGCGUUCUUGCAAACCGCAGUGUAGUCUUUUUUGACUUGACAGACGGGCAUGAGGGGCCGAAGGAAAUUCGUCGAUUCUCCAUGGGUAAACCGCACGGUGUAAAUUUAGAAAAGGCGACAUGUGCCUCGAUGAUCCCUCUGGAGGUGGUAUACAUGUGCCGUGUUCCCGCGAUGGCAAAGCCGCCGACCGUCGCUCACCACACAUCCAGCAAUCUUGGCACGACAGCUUUAACGUCAAAGGCGUCUGUUUCAGAUCGGACGAUGUAUCUUCGGGGUGUUGUGGGAUCGAGUGAUGGGCGCGUUGACGUUUUUUCAGAGUACGGCUUUGUAUUUGGUUUUGUUGCCCAUGACGCACCCGUGGUGGCGGUGGCUGUCAUAUACUGCCCUGAAGACUUGGACGAGGAUCGAACUCACCCUUCUUCUGGAGGAACCAAUGUCUCUAGGCUUCCACUGAGCGGCCGCGAAGCCGAGCGUUGGUUUGUGAAUGUCACAACGGGCAUGGGAUUUGUCACGUGCAGUUCCGAGGGGGCGAUUUAUGUAUGGAAGCAGCAGGGUCUUAUUAUGAAGUCAGAAAUGUUGGAAAAAAGCGUCUUCCCCUCGCGGACAUUUAAGUGGCACGUUGUGCAGCCAUCCAAUGGUGCGUGGCUGCUGGGUGGCUUGGGCGGUGCACAGGUGUCGCUGUUGGUGCAUACAACACCGGGAAUGGAACACGAGCUUCGUGUGCGGAGUACUGUGACAUUUGAAGAUGUCGAGCCACGAGUUAAGUUGCCCGGUUCUCAAUUUACCCGAACCACCGCCAUUGCUUCUGAUGAGAAGUUAGCGCUUGUGGCUCGCGGUAGAAAGGUGUAUACCUUUGUGUUUGCAACCGCCAGGUGUGAACUCCUCUUCACUGCGCGUCACACCGUAACAGGCCUGUUUCUCAGUAAAUAUGGGCUCGUGGCUGCGGCGUGUGACAGUGGGGGUUUGCUGUACGUCGUAAUACCCAAGCUCAUGUUGGUGCUGGGCCACUACAAUGUACGAGGCGGCGGCCCUAUUCGCUCCGUCUCACUGCAUGUGGCAUCACGCCUCUUGACCAUCGUCGCAGGAAAUGGGUCGGUGGAGGUGGUGUUAAUGCCAGAGACUUGGAACGAUGGACCCCUCAGCCGACUGCAUUACCUCACCGACCUCAUGAACUCCACUCCGGCGGCAAAGGCGCUCUAUUCCCUUGUGAGCCUGCAGAAACGGCAAGAUGAUUCAUCGUCGGAUUUAGUUAACGCAACGCAGCAAAGUGCCGCGCACGAGUCGCUGCUGUUGGCACGCAUGGCAAUUCCGGAGGAGACGAAACGUUAUCUGCGCCCCACCACCGGGCUUGCAUAA